CAAAAACUGGAUAAGUUCUCAACUGGUCUCCGUCGUCCCCAAUUUUUGCCGGCCAGAGAAAUGACCACCAUCACCACCGCGCACGGUGCCUCAAUUAUUCCUUUUACGCGCGCUUCAAGCUUGACGGUGAAGCCAAAACGGCGCAGUUUUAGCACUAGAUUCAGGUGCGCAUUGCUGCCGGAGAGGAAGCCAGAGAGCAGACGAUUGGUCUCCUUGUUACUUGUUUCCCUCAAUUUCUUCCCUCUCACCAAAGAUGCAAUGGGCGCCAGCAUUUUGGACAACUAUGUGAAAAAGAAAAAGCUUGAUCCGCUAGAAGCUUAUAUACCAGCUGUUAUUUUGACUGAAUUACAGAUUAAGGAAUUGGGGCAAUAUCUUGAAGUUGAUCAACCAAGAUUUGCUGAUUGCCGCACUCUUUUAAGAUCCGGUCCUGCAUCUUCUUUGCGUGUUAAUAUUCGAGCGGUAGCACAAUAUGCAUCGGAAGCUGGGAAUGGCAAAUCUGCCUUUAAUGAGGUUGAUCAGUGUUUAAGAGCCUUGGAAGAACUCGAUUCACUGCUGCUGCGGGCAUCCAGAAAUGAUUCAAAUGCUUCAACAAUUGAAUCGAUGAAGGUGAAUGUUGUUACUGUCCUCACUGCACUGAAUAGCCUUCUCAAAACUGUUCCAGCUGAAAUGCUGGACAAGGGGAAAGCUAUGGCAGAUGCAUACUUGAGCCCAGGAGAAGAUUCCGCAGCACCUGAUAACCUAGAUCCUCAGAUAAAGCAGCUCGAAUCAAUAUUGUAAAUUGUAAGUUAAAAAAUACACAAAUAUUUACUUCAAGAUUCAUAUAAUUCACUGCUCGUGAAAGUACUACAUUAUCAAAUACAGCUCUACAAAACCAAGUUGAACAUGAAAAACCAAAUUUUCCUG
This is a messenger RNA of Erythranthe guttata (spotted monkey flower), 903 nucleotides long. RefSeq lists its product as uncharacterized. Lineage: Eukaryota; Viridiplantae; Streptophyta; Magnoliopsida; Lamiales; Phrymaceae. The record is from RefSeq and is a predicted model, not a curated record.